Messenger RNA from Chenopodium quinoa (quinoa), 4654 nucleotides. RefSeq names its product sister chromatid cohesion 1 protein 4-like. Gene Ontology annotation, molecular function: chromatin binding; protein binding. The record is from RefSeq and is a predicted model, not a curated record. NCBI's taxonomy places the organism in Eukaryota, Viridiplantae, Streptophyta, Magnoliopsida, Caryophyllales, Amaranthaceae. The coding region runs from base 618 to 4316 and encodes 1232 amino acids. Gene Ontology annotation, biological process: mitotic sister chromatid cohesion; synaptonemal complex assembly; replication-born double-strand break repair via sister chromatid exchange. The transcript has 15 exons. Gene Ontology annotation, cellular component: cohesin complex; synaptonemal complex.
UCCCUUAUUUAUUUAUUUUUUCUUCACUUUCUCUCUCUUCGACAUUUUCUCUCUCCUCUUCUUUGUCGUCGAAAACUCCCUCCUUUUUCGAUCUCGAUUUUCAGUCCUCUAAAUUCUCAACUUUUCAACUCAAUUCAUAAAUUAUACUUCAAAUUUCAACUGAAAUCUGGAAAUUGAGCUUGAUUUUGGUACUUUAUCAGUUGAAUUUGUUGUGCAAUUUGAACUAUUAGAGUUAGGGAUUGGGCGAAAUUAGCUCAAUUUGUUGCUGGUUUUUGGUUGAAUUUGAUGGAAUUGAUCAAUUUCGAUGUUAUUUUGUGGAGGGGAAAGGUUUUUAGGGUAGCUCGGUGAAUUCCAGGAUUUGUUAGUUUGAGGAAUUUGCAUGGUGUUUGUGAGAUUCUGUAGUUUUUUCAGUUACUGGAGUUAGGGUUUCGGUGAAUUAGCUUAGUUAAUUGUUCAAUUUAUUGGGUUUUAUCGGUGUUGAAGUUUUAGCUUAAUUUAGCAAAUUCUAGGGUUUUGCUGAAUUUGAAGAAUUAUCAAGCGAAUUAAUGAUUUUUCGAGGAUUCGGUUACUUGAAGUUGAUGAAUUAGGGUUUUUAAAGUGAUUGAGGAAGAGUAAAAAUGUUUUAUUCGCAGUUUAUAUUGGCAAAGAAAGGGCCUUUGGGGACUAUAUGGAUUGCAGCUCAUCUGGAACGAAAGCUGCGGAAGAAUCAAGUCGCUGAUACUGAUAUUGGCGUCUCUGUUGAUUCAAUACUGUUCCCAGAAGUACCAAUCGCUCUCCGGUUGUCUAGCCAUUUGCUGCUUGGUGUUGUUAGGAUAUAUUCAAAGAAAGUCAACUAUCUCUUUGACGAUUGCAGUGACGCCUUGCUUAAAGUCAAGCAAGCAUUUCGCUCUACAGCAGUUGAUUUGCCUCCUGAGCAGUCUAAAGCACCAUACCAUUCUAUUACUUUGCCAGAGACCUUUGAUCUUGAUGAUUUUGAGUUGCCUGACAAUGAUAUAUUUCAGGGCAACUUUGUUGACCAUCAUGUUAGUACAAGAGAACAAAUUACUCUCCAGGACAAUAUGGAGAGUGUGACUUUUACAACAUCACAAUUUGGUCCUGAUGAGCGUUUUGGUGAUGGUGAUGCAUCUCAGAUUGGUUUAGACCUUGAUGAGGAAUUAUUUAUGGACAAGGGAGAUGCUGCAGGAACAAGUGGAAUUUUGGUUGAGACAGAUGCUGGUCCUCAGGAAUCCACAAAAGAAUCUUCACCUUUCAAAGAUGAUGAUGACCAUAAUGAGGGGAUUUUUGAUCCUCCGUUGGCUUCAAACACUAAUAAUUUUAUUAUCCAGGCACCUUCAACUCCAGGAUUAACAGAAGAGCCAAACUUACCUAGCGCUAAAGAAGAAAUACAGGUCAGUGAUGAUCAUAUGGAUGAGGAUCAGAAUCCGUGUGAAGUGGCCGCAAAAGAAACUGCUUCAAGUCCUGUGGAGCCCUCUGAUGUAGGUGGCACUGAGCUCCAUUCUAACGGGAAUGUUCAUUCUAUGAAUGAGCUGGAUGAUGAAAAAGAGAAAACACUUGGAACUGAAACCAUGGAAUUCACAUCCUCUGGCUUACCUCAGCCUGCUACCUUUGAUAAGCACAUAGAGGCAACCAAUGGUCAGGAUAAUGCGGAGAAUCAAAGAAUCAUAGCUGCUGACAUGGAAUCCAGAGGAUGCUGUGAUGUUGAUGAAACAGGUACAAGUGCGACUGCUGUGCCAGUUCCCGAAGUUGACCCGGAGGUUCAAGGUUGUGAAUCCUAUGCUGGCUGCAGCAAAACUGAUCUUAAUGGGAUUGACAAUCAUCAUCCACUACAUGAUUGUGAAGCAGAAAAUAAUAAAUCAUCUGUUGGUCCUGCUGUUCUUGGUACUGUGGAUGUUGUUACUAGUGGUUCUGGACAUCAAAAUUUUCUGAACCUGAAAAAUGCUGAGACGUCUGAAUCCAACAUUGAUGAAAAGUCAUCAGGCUUUGCUACUCCAGUGCUUCAGGCGUGUUCUACCAAAAUCCUUAAUGCUUGUGACUCCAAGAUCCCUGGUCAAGAAGAUGGGCUGAACUCAGCUGUUAUCUCUGAAAGGGAAGAUGCAACUGAUGUUGCUGGGAUUUCUAUAACUGACAGAGAUGUAGAGGAACCAAUUUCGAAGGCAGACCAGAUAGCUCAUGGAGUUGCUUGUGCCACUGACAAUAACAUAGGAGAGCAGUCAGACAACCUGAUCGCAGAAGAAAAUCAUAUCGAAAAAGAGAAUAACUUACAAAUUUCUGAUUUCCCACCAACUGAAAUGUUGCUUUCGAUGCCGAAUUUGCCUGCUGACGUGUCUGGCAAUAUUUUUGUUGACUCUACUCCUGGUAAUGAAUUCUUUGCAAAGGAUGAUGAUAUUGAUGAAAACGUCUUAUCUGGAAGGAAAAGAAGUUUUGCCGAGAGUACUUUGACAAUACAGAGCCUUAAUUCAGUUGAGUCUCCUGGUGGAGCUCAGUCAAAAGGAACUGUGGAAUCAGUUCCUGAUGACAAUGACCUUUUAUCUUCGAUAUUAGUCGGUAGAAGGUCUACAACAUUCAAAAUGAAGCCUACUCCGCCCAUUCCUGAUACAGUUCGGGCAAAGCGCCAGCGGACUGCAGCCCGCUCUCUUACUCACAAGCGGAAAGUGCUUGUGGAUGAUUCUACAGUACUGCACGGCGACACAAUAAGGCAGCAACUAACAGAUACUGAUGAUAUACGCCGCGUGAGGAAGAAGGCUCCGUGUACGAAACUUGAAGUUUGGAUGCUUCAGAAACAGUUUUUAGAGGACGAGGUUUUCACUGAACCUGUAUUUACAGGAAUGUUCCCUGUAUUGAGAUCAUUGGAUGAUGAGGCAAUUGAUUUGAAUGGAAUCACAAUUUAUUGUAAUGAAGGAACUAAAGGAGCAAGUGAGGCAGACAUCAGUAUUAAGUCAGCAUGUGGUGAGGAAACUGAAAAUUUGGGAAUUGUUGUACUCUCUAAUGCUGAUAUCUCAAGGUCAAAGCUCGAUGAGGAGACUGAGUCCAUGGGGACUCUUGUUCCAUCUAUUGCUGCAGUUGAGGGUGGCGGGAUUCUGUUGGAGACUCCAUUUGAACAAGAAUUGGCAUCCAUUGUAGAUGGUAGUACUAUGCUUAAGGAGGUAGAGAUUGUAGAUAAUGAGGUCACAAAACAGUUGUCUCUGCAUGAUGUUUCUGUAGAAAAGGUUGAUGAUGUGAGAUCUCCAGUUGGUGGUGAAACAAUUCAUUCUGUUACCGUAGAAGCCGAGCCAGUGUCUGCUCCUGAUAUUAAUUGUAAAUCAACGGAUGAUACUAUAGAUUGUUCACCAGUGCUAAAUAAAUCGAGUGAUGUAAUUAUUCCUAUGCUUAUCGAUGCAUCAGGCGAAAUACUCGAUCAGAGGUGUAUUGCAGACUGUACAAUUGGAGAUGCUUCUACAGCAGAGGGAGUUUCUGGAUCAGGUAUACGAGUUGUAGGGGUGGAUGUUGGUGUCUCUGGGAAUGUUGAUUUAGACGAGAGGUCAGACGGUGAACAUGUGAUGGAAAAAAGGGAAGGUGUUGAUUCCAGUAUAGAGAUGAGGGGUUUCCAGGAUACUUGCUUAUUGGCUGUUCAAAAUUCCACCGUCUCCGAGUCUUUUUCCCUUGAAGACACGGCUUGCCUGACUUCGGACCAAACUAUUGACAAAUGUCAUCCAGAUGAGCUUGGGACUACAAACAAGAAUGAUACCUCUGGUUCAGGUCUAAAAGUUGAUGGUAGUUGCCUAUCUUCAAAUAUUAUUUGUGAGGAUGUGAAAGUGGAUUUAUCACAUUCAGUAGAAGCUGAUUUAAGCUCUCGAGUUACAACAUCAAAUGAGAGGGAGGGCCUACAAUAUUGGGAAGCUGACCCAAAUAUAGUCACUGACUCUACUUCCAUUCCUUCUGAGUAUAUUGACACCGGAAACAAUGCUGAGUUUGGGACAGAUGCCAUUGAGCAUGAUACAGACUUCUUGAAUGUUGAUGAUGACGAUGUUGCUGAAGACUAUGAAAGUGAUAUGCCUAAUCCAGAAGAGAAACGCAUUCUAGACAACAGUGGCUGGUCUUCUCGUACCAGAGCUGUUGCCAACUAUCUUCAAGGCUUGUUUGAAAAGGAAUCUGAUCAAGCCAAGAAGGCUAUUUCCUUGGACAGCCUGUUGGUUGGGAAAACUCGGAAAGAAGCCUCGAGAAUGUUUUUUGAGACACUGGUCCUCAAAACUAAGGAUUACGUACAAGCGGAGCAGGAGACUGCUUUCUGCGACAUUAAAAUAAAUCCUAGAGGAAAGCUCCUGAAAUCAGAAUUCUGAUCCCAAACACACAGGAAGGUAGAUUGGUGAAUAGCCGUGUAGUUCUAGUUAGUUGACGUAGCUUAGAUUUUGGGGCAUGGAUCUCCCAUAAUUUAUUCUUUGUCUAAGUUAUGCUUUUUACUUUAAUAUUUUUGGGUGAUUAGUAGGUUAACAAGGAGGCUGAGGGCUGGGAAAUUGUAAGGUUUUUAGCACAUGUAUCAUGGGUAGGCAUUGUAGAAUGUCUUGUAACGUUAAUCCUGCAAUAAUAUUUGUAUAUAUGAUAUAUAUGUAAAAUUGAUAAUCAUGCAAUUUGAGAUAUUUUUAUUGAUAACCUAAUAGUUGUCGAGUUUUCCAUUGAA